Mauremys mutica (yellowpond turtle) is the source of this 954-nucleotide messenger RNA. RefSeq names its product transmembrane protein 45B-like. The transcript is spliced from 5 exons. Bases 1 to 858 code for a protein of 285 amino acids. Lineage: Eukaryota; Metazoa; Chordata; Testudines; Geoemydidae. The record is from RefSeq and is a predicted model, not a curated record.
AUGUCAAGCUUCAAAGGCAAUGCCCUUAGAGGCACUUUCUUCCUGGUCUUCGGGCUUGGGUGGUCUGUGAAAUACCCAUUGAAAUACCUGAGCCGGACGCUGAAUGCAGACAAUCAGGCAGGCCGCUGGAUCCAGAAACUGGAUAUCCUCGAAGGGGCAGCCAAAGCUUUCCUGGCUGUAGCAGGGAUGCUGGCUGAGCAAUUCGUCCCCGAUGGCCCCCACAUGGGUCUCUACAGUGGAGGGACCUACAGCUGGGAGAAGCUGACUAACUGGCAGUACACGACCAUGUACCUCUUUUAUGGCCUCUCGGGCAUUGUGGAUGUUCUCGCCUAUUCCCCGCUCAAGCUGUCUCUGGGACUGGAUCGCCUCUUGCUGUCUGUGGCUAUGUUCACUGAAGGUUUCCUGUUCUGUUUCCAUGACUACAAUAAUACCGCUCUGGAUCAGCACCUCCACUCCUUGCUGCUCAUCGCUAUAUUUGGUGGAGCCCUUUGCGCCCUGAUGGAAGUGUUCCUGCGGGAUCACACCAUCCUGGAGUUCUUCAGAACCAGUUUCUUCAUCCUCCAGGGAUCUUGGUUCUGGCAGAUUGGGUUUGUGCUGUCCCCACCAUGGGGAGGGCCAGGUUGGGACCAGACUGACCGUGGAAACUUCAAUUUCCUCACCAUGUGUUUCUUCUGGCAUUACGCAGCUGCUCUUCUCGUCACAGCAGCCAACUCUGUUUUUUCUUAUUGGUACAGAAAGGCAUGUCAGGCAAACUUUGGAAAUAUUGAUGUUGAACUCGACUGUGGGUUUUGUUUACGGAAAACCAACCAAAGCCCUGAACCUGUCCUCCUCCCAGAAGAUGGGAUGGAUGAAAAGUGAGGACUUGACUGAUUUCUCUGCUUUCCUGAUGAUUGUCCCCUUAAGAUGAGAUUUUUAUUUGCCAUUUUAAAUAAAGUUGAGACUUUAUAAUGGAGU